Danaus chrysippus (African queen) is the source of this 1626-nucleotide messenger RNA. The record is from the annotation of a GenBank genome assembly. NCBI's taxonomy places the organism in Eukaryota, Metazoa, Arthropoda, Insecta, Lepidoptera, Nymphalidae.
AUGCAUUGGUACGGAGGCAGUAUGGCGGAGGCUGUGAAUCUAUCUAAACAGAGGAACGCUAUUUUCGUUGUAUUUGUAGAAGAUGAUAACAAUCUGUCCAAGGAGCUCCUUUCUACAAUAGAUGACAGUGCGGUUGUCAAACGUCUCACCGAUGAAAACAACUUCUUGGCUGUUAAGUUGAAGAGUGGCUCCGAGAACUACACAUACUUUGCACAGAUCUACCAGUUUGUGCCGGUACCUUCAUUAUUCUUCAUCGGUCGUAAUGGGACUCCGUUGGAGGUUGUAUGUGCCGGCGUGGAGCCUCACAACCUGGCAACCAGGAUUGACAGGAUCCUCAAAGAACACCGUAAAGAACAACCAUCCGACCUAGUUGAACCGUCAACUUCAUCCAAAAACAUUAAAGAUGAAACCGUCAACUUCAUACAAACAGAAGCCACAGCCAGCACCGCUUCAGCUGAAGAUAAAACACCGCAACCCAAUGACAGAGCAGCGGCGACCCCCAAAACAGCCACAGAAACCCCCAAAACAACACUCGAAGACCCCAAAACAAACCCAGAAACCCCCAAAAGUAAUGCUGUAGAAGAAUCAGAAUCAGGUCCCGCUGCCAAGAUACAAAAGAUGGAUAAACCCGAAUCCCCGGAGUAUGAAGUGGUGUGUGUGGGUGAUGUAUGUGUUAGGAAACCUCGCGCCGACCUACCAGAAGCAUCCAGUUCUAAUAAGCCGGAACCAAGCCCUGUAUCAGCGCAGGAGAGUUCAGUCAGUAAUGAUGACAAGAUAGAGAAGGCCAAGGAACUGAUAGAAAUAAGACGGAGAGAAAAGGAAGCUAAGGAAAAAGAGUUGGAGAAACAGAAAGAAUUGGAGCGUCGGUCUGUGGGUCAGGGAGUGUCUGAAUUGAAGAGGUGGCAGGCGGAGCAGGAAAUGAAACAGAUACAGGAGGAGAGAAAGAGAGAGAAAAUGGAAAAUGAGCUCGCGAGACAACGAAUACUGGAACAAAUAGCACAGGACCGAGCGGAGAGGAGAGCUCGCGAGAAUGUGAACACACAGAACGUACAACAGACGACCGUGCAACAGACACCGCCACCUGCCACAUCAGGUGACUCGUUCAGUGCCCGCGUUCAGUUCAAGUUACCUGAUGGUACCACUCAUGUGGCGACCUUCCCCGCGAGAGCGACUGUUCGUGACGUCACCACAUACGUCACACAACAGCUACAGCCGGAAGGUCUAUUCUCCCUAUGGACAGCGUUUCCUCGUCGUGAGUUAUCAUCACCGGCCAGUACACUGCUCGAGCUACAACUAGCGCCCUCUGCUGCGCUACUGGUGUUGCCGCAAAGGUCUGGAUUACAACCCGCUGUGGGACCUGGGCCAUUUGCGUUCCUGACCACUCUAUUCACAACGCUCUUCCUAAACCCAACAUAUCAGAUAUUCUACUGGAUUAGAGACCGAUUCUUCCCGGUGUUAUCUAGACCGAGUGCACCAGACCAGUCUAGACCGGAACCAGCCAGACCGGAGCAGUCUAGACCGAGGAGUGGUCUACGGAGACGAGGGAAUGUUCACAGACUGACUGGCGAUGGAAACAAUGAUGAUGAUAAUAAUACAUGGAAUGGAAACUCAACGCAGCAGAUGUAG